Molecule: messenger RNA, 2529 nt
Organism: Penicillium soppii
Lineage: Eukaryota; Fungi; Ascomycota; Eurotiomycetes; Eurotiales; Aspergillaceae
Exons: 1
Coding region: 1-2529 (842 amino acids)
Source: RefSeq, a predicted model, not a curated record
AUGGCCGCAACUCAUGGUACAGCAACUCACCUUCCAGCAGGUCCGAUGGCUGUCUCAGCACCGCUACCAGGGGAUGAAGUACGAGAGUAUGAGAAAAUCCUGACCAUCAAGGAACAAAUCUUCUCCGGCACUCAUCCCCGACUCAACGUACCCCAGCAUCUCGUACGCAAAUCUGGAAACAGCAAAAAUAUCCCUAUACGGGCGCAGCCACCCAAAACAACACCUUCAAAACCAGUUGUGGAAACCACUCUUCAACAUGAGAUUACAAAACCUACCUACCAGAGCUCGGAGAGUACGUUGGCUGGAAGCGCCUCAUCUGCAACAGUUGCUCGCGUGGGUUCGAAGCUCAAAUCUGCGAUUGAUCCGAUCUUUUUGACAAAGUCGGAUGACUUGCUCAGAGCAGAGCAACAGCUACAGAGACAAAGAUUGGAGAGGGCACUGCGUGAUCAAGUGGAGCUUCAGAAGAAGGAGAGCAAGCAGAGACCAGCGGUCCAGGACACUAAGCCUGACUUUGAUGUUUCAGAAGUGUUCAAGCAAGCUCUAGAGGUUGUAAAACCGAUCUCAUUAAGCGAACCCUCCGAGGCUAGUGGGCCUGGUGAUGACUCCCUUGACGACAAUUCAUUUUACUCCAGUAGAGCUCCUGAUUCGCCUCCUGUCAUGCAACAAAAAUCCUCCCCCGCAGCUAUUGUAGCACCAGCAGGCCCUGCUGUUCGUGCCCCAGUACCUUACGGGGAUGAGUUGCAGCGACUUGAAGCUCUGAACCAGCCUGGAUCGGAUCAGGAAAUGCAAGAUGCUUACCUUGUUGCUGACCAGCGUCCUUCCUAUUAUCAGAAACAGGCCCGUCAUCAGAAACCUGAGGUUCCCAGCCGACUGCAGGACUCGCAACCGUUUGAGAUCGUGGAUGAACCCGAUUAUUCCCCACCUGCUCCAGCGGAGCCGCCGAUUGUCCAUCGCGACUGUCCCCGAGGAGUAGAAAGUGGCGUGGAAAUACAAUCUAGAACAGAUGCUAGGUACACCGACAAGACCCAAGAUAUCCGCGAACCCCCCUCUCCCGCAAAUGUGAAGGUAGUUCGGAACCACAUCACGUCACCAGCAGCCCCGAAGCCGUCCCGCGUGUCACCUCUGGCCAUGGCCAAGGCUCCUCCGGUUGCGCAAAUCCGAGACGAGCGACCGGAAACUGGCGUUGUUCAAGUGUAUUCAGACCCAGAUUCUGCUCGAGGUAGUCCUGGUGUACCAGUUUCUAAUAUCAUGUCCCGGAAACGGAGGAGGCUGCGUGAAGGGGACGAAGAAAUUCGCCGAGCACCACCCAGAAGACAGAAUGCAGAGCCUACCGAGAUAUACAUCAAAGAAGAGCCGGUCUCACCACCACCGUUUGCCCAUGAUCCAUCUGUUGUUCGCAGUCGACACCCCCAGGAGCGCCCUAUCUAUAUUGAUAUCGCGUCUCCUCAAUACGUUCCAAUGUAUGAAAGCCGUGGUCCCCCCCUUCGGGAGCCAGUCUCGGACAUCGAUGCCUAUCACGAGCUUCCACCAAACGUCGGGCCCCAGCGCACAAUUUCUCGACUAAGCACCAGACGGCCAAUUCGCGAGGAUGCCGAUCUUCGACGAGUCGCCAGUGUGCAGUACGCCAGACAUCCAGAUUAUCCUCGUGAGUACAUUGAGGCCCAGCCGCGCACAAUUCGGGCAGCAUCAUACGUCGUGGAACGCCCGGUCCAAGAGCGUCCGAGGUACUACGAAGAAGCUCCCUCUUACCCGCAGCACCGCUACGUCGCUGCGGACGACAUGCCAUUGUCGGGCUACCGCGAGCCUUAUUACGAAGAGGCACCACCAGCACGGAUAAUGGCCCCUCCUCAGCGCCGAAUUGUGGUUGAUGAGCAUGGAAACCAGUAUUAUGAAUUGUUGCAAGCCCCAAGAAUGCAGCCAAUGGCCCCUCCGCCUCCGCCCCGGCCAGUCUCCCAAAUGCCAAAGGAUGUGUAUGAAGAGCGACUGCCCCAGCAUCGCAGCGCAAGUGUUCGCGCGCCUUCAGUCGUCCAAGAUCCAUACAGUGAGCGACGCUACGUGCAGGAGAUGCCCCCACCCCAGCCAAUCUACAGACGAGUCACAUCAGACUAUGUUCGUCCUGUAGCGGCGCAUGAGCGACAAAGCUACGCCCCCCAAUACGAAAACCAUGAACACUACGCGCGCAGUGGCAGCGUACAAGUAGCAGAGUACCUCCCUCCUCGUCAUACAGUGUUUGUCGAUGAGCGCGGAGUCCCCCAGGAGAGAAUCAUGCGAACGGCUAGCGUUCGCCCCCCACAGCCUCGCUAUGAAGAUCCACAUGAGGUCUACCAGCGAGUGGGUAGUGUGCGGCCGAGUGGUCCCGCCCGCGAGCCCAGUGUUUUCAUGGAAGACAGGCCGAUGGGAGAAUACGUUGAGAGGCCUUACUACAUCCGAGAACGGAGGUAUUAUGAGGGCGAAGGCGAAGCGGGAGAUCGCAUUGCAUAUGACGGCGCAAACGAUUCGGUUCAGCGGGCUCCUGAGCGUUACCAGUAG